Molecule: messenger RNA, 1092 nt
Organism: Aspergillus tanneri
Lineage: Eukaryota; Fungi; Ascomycota; Eurotiomycetes; Eurotiales; Aspergillaceae
Gene: usgS
Product: transmembrane protein UsgS
Exons: 5
Coding region: 1-1092 (363 amino acids)
Source: RefSeq, a predicted model, not a curated record
AUGCCGAACUUUGAGCCUAACGCCGUGAUCCGCGGUUUCCAGCUGACUCUUGUUGGAACCGUCCGGGCAUUGAGCAACCCUGAGCUUUUCAAAUAUGACCACUUCCGGCAGGCAGCUCUCGCCGUGGCUGUAGGAAUCGUUAUCCAAUUAAUCGUCCAAAUCCCGAUUCUGGGGGUCAAAUUCCUUCUUCUAAUCGCUUCUCUCUUCGUUGACUUAGAAAGCGCCACUUGGGACGACACGGUUCUCGAAGGUCUUGACUUUCUCAACAAAUCCGUCCUCCAGGUCCCCUUCCUGCUCAUGACUUUAAUGCGAUACAUCACUCCGACUCUUGAUGACAUAUUCAUGCAGUCUCUCCAAUGGGUGGACUCGACUUACGUGAACAAGCACAAAUCGGACGACCCUAAGACCCUCCGUGCCAUGUACUACCCGAAUCUUGUGAAGUACUCAACCAAGGGCAGUGCCGGAGGGAAGAAGCCCAUCACAGAGUCUAUUCUUGCAUUUGUGGCGCGAUAUGGGCGUAAGGUUGGAAUGCUCUUGGCUAUCUUCAUCCUUUCUUUUCUUCCUCUUGUAGGUCGAUUUGUGAUGCCUGCAGCUUCGUUCUACGCCUUCCAAGACUUAGUGGGAACAACACCUGCUGCUGUGAUCUUUGGUACCGGCCUGGUGCUUCCCAAGACGUUCGUAGUGACGUUCUUGCAUAGUUACUUCGCUUCUCGCAGCUUAAUGCGUGAACUUCUUGAGCCUUAUUUCUGUCGCGUGAAAUUUACCCGGGAGCAGAAACGCCGUUGGUUUGCGGAUAGGGAGGGUGUUCUCUUUGGGUUUGCAUUUGGAUUUACGAUUGUCCUGAAGACCCCCUACAUCGGAGUCCUGAUGUACGGCGUGGCGGAAGCAUCCACUGCCUAUCUUGUUACCAAGAUCACUGACCCUCCUCCUAACCCUGCUGUCAGCGAAGGGUUUGCCGAAAGUCAAGUGACUUGGACGAACAAACAUGAUUUCCUUCAGCUGUCCCUAGACAAUCUGGACAAACUCAACAUUGCCGUUCAUAAUAAGGAGGCCAUGACCAACAAAACUCCCUCUAAUAAUUUCGAUUUAUGA